AUCAGAGCCUCACCAAAUAUAUGGUCAAGCACGUCUCGAAACAAACCGCCUAGAAUGAACACAAGUACUGAAUACGGACUAACAGUCCUCUACCAACCGCCUAGCUCGGACGAUAUUACAUAUGACCUCAUCGCGGUUCACGGGCUUAACGGAGAUGCAAUAGAGACUUGGACCCACAAGCAGAGUGGAGUCAUGUGGCUUCGUGAUCUAUUGCCACAGGAGUUGCCAAACAUCCGUAUCAUGACAUACGGAUACAAUGCACGGUUCAACAAUUUUACCGGACACCAGGAUCUUAGAAACAUAUCCAUGAAACUUCUGUCCGAACUGGUCGAUUUGAGAAAGACGGAAAAGGAAUGCAAGAGACCUAUUGUCUAUAUUUGUCAUAGCCUUGGUGGAAUUGUUGUGAAGAAGGCCCUUCUCAUACGGUGCCCAAGGGAGCAGCAACAUGUACAAGAUGCCGCCUACGGGGUCAUUUUUCUAGCAACCCCUCAUAGUGGCAGUGGUGUUGCCGAUACAGGAAAGGUCAUAGCGAAUAUCAUCCAUGCUUGUUCCCCUUUCCGGCCGGCUCGCGGACUGCUGAGCUUGCUUCGCAAAGAUUCCAAAGUGCUAUUUGAAAUCACAGAAGACUUCGUGGAGAAAGCAGGGAAGUUACAAAUUGUAUCAUUCUUCGAGAUGGAAAUGACAAGCAUUGGGAUUUUCAAAAGACUGGUCGUUGAGCAGCGGUCGGCAAUCCUCAACAUCCCAAAUGAGAUCCCGAUAGGUCAAUUCGCUGAUCAUCGAAAUAUUGCACGAUUCUCAUCUGUGAAGGACCGAAACUAUAGACCGGUAGUUACUCGCUUACUCAAGUUUAAACAAGAUAUCACAAGAGCACUUACUAGUCCCGCUAGUUGCUCGCGAGAAGAACAAUUUUCGAAACUUGAUAUGGACACAGAACUUGUAUUUGAUGUGCCGUUCGAUAGGUGUACUUCAUUCCGAGGAAGACAACAACUUCUAGACAAUAUGGACAAGUAUUUCAGUCAGUCUAGUUCGGAUAGACAGUUGAUAUAUGCACUGACUGGCCUCGGCGGAACUGGUAAAACACACAGCGCAUUGCAGUACGCUCUGCGUAAUCGUUUUAGAUAUAAAGAUGGUGUGGUAUUUUUCAAUGCCACUUCAAACACUACGUUGAUGGCCGAUUUCCAGCGUAUCUGUGAUUUGCUGCACCUGGGUAAUACACCUGACAAGAUAGAAUUCUUGAGAAAGUGGUUCGCCAGACCCAGAAAUACUCAUUGGCUCAUGAUCUUCGACGGCGCAGAUGACCUGGACUCUGUCUCACUCUCAAAGUAUUUUCCGGUCUGUUCUUGGGGUCACAUUAUCAUCACAAGUCGCGAUCCAGUAGCCGUCGGUGUCCUUGCUCCUGCAGGUCAAGCCGUGGAACCCCUGGAUGAGCAUGCUGCCAUAGGUUUACUCCUUGAAAAAGCUGCUAUCAGUGAUAUGACGCAGGAUAAUCUCGACCAGGCUAAUGCUAUUGUAAGAAAGCUGGGAUACCUUCCGCUGGCAAUCGAUCAAGCUGGUGCUUUUAUCCGGAGACGACAGAAGUCGCUGAGAGACUAUCAGCGCCUCUUUCAAGAAAAGCAGUACGAAAUACUCAAGAUCAGUCCUGGAAUAAGUGGUUAUGAUAACACCGUGGCGACUGUCUGGGAGCUGAACUUUCGUCAACUUGAAAGAGACGCUCCACGAGCUUCAGGCCUUUUGAUACUUUUCUCAUACCUCGAGGGCGGUAAUAUCACCGAUACAAUGCUCCGCAGAGCAUGCUCAAUGAAAAAGGUGUGGGGCCGCGACGGGGAAAUCGCCCAUAUCACACCCAAAGAGACAGGUCUCAACCAAGAAUUGACCACUCUCCUCGGGGAUGAAAUGCAACUGGAUGAAGAACUUGGGCAUCUGCUUGGGUUCUCAUUGAUUCAGAGAAAUACCACGGGAACUGAAGGAAAGGCGAUAUCGGUUCACCCUCUCGUUCAGGACUGUGCAACUCAUAGAGUUGCUCAGAAAGAGCGUGUAAAAUGGCAGAUACAAGCUAUUUUGCUAGUCGCUCAUGCAUUUCCUUUCAGUGUAUAUGUUGAUGAUGAUUUUGGUGCUGUUGGACGAGAGAUGUUUGUCCAUAUCCCUCGGAUAUUGAAGAUUUUCGACCAAUUAGACCCUUCCGUCUGUAAUAACUACCUUGCUCUCAAGAAGGCUGUUACUAUUAUGCUCCUUUCUGCUGCAAGAUUCCGCUACUUUCCGUGGAAAAACGAAUGCAUUGACAGAAUAAAAGUUCUUCUGUCGAAUGAGAAAGAUUGUUAUUUGAAAGGAUGGGCUACCUGUGUCGAGAGCAAAAUUCUUCGUUUGCAAGGCAAGUUCAAGCAGUCAUAUACAGUUCUCGAAAACCAUAUCCACAGCAUAGCUUUGCCGGGGCUUGACGAGGCUCUGGUUUCGGAUGUGAGAUGGAAUGCCACGAAAGGAGAUAUCGUAGUCUCUUUUGCAGAGACUCUUAUCAGAGAGGGCGAUCUCCAACGGGCCCAAGAAGAGCUCGAUGUCUGGCAGCCCAUUCAUCCAGAUGCUCCAUCAUCGAUGGAGCUUCUGGUCUUACAAAGUCGUGAUGUGAUGAUCGGGAGGAUAUUACGAAACCAGGGUCGAUUUCAAGAGGCGCUGCCAUACUUGGAGCAAAUACUCAGUCGAUUUUCAGCAGAGGAUUACUACGUAAGUACUGGUUGGCAGAUGAAUCUAAUCUCGAAUAUCACCGCAUUGUACUGCGAGGUUGGAAGACCAAAGGAAGCAGAAACAAUUAUCGAGAAACCCCUUGAAAUAAGUUUUAAGAAUGGAUGGUAUAACAUCAGUACAGGGAGGCAAUUACGGCUCGGCCUCAUAGAAAGCUUUAUUCGACGUGGCUUGCUUAUGAGAGCUGAGCAGUGCUUGACAGAGCUUUUGUCAGUCGUCGAGCGAAUUACUGAUCCAGAUGUCAGCCAGACUACGCAGCAUUUUCGCGUGUGGGUCGGACUGGCAAGAAUCUCACACCUCCAAGGUCAAUUAGAUACUGCACUUGCUCGUUGGCAGCGUGCAUCAGAACUAUUGAGAAAAUCAGGUUGGGAUCGGGGUUUCAAUCAUGGUGUUGUUUUGUACUCCAUCGCUCAGAUCUUAUCACGGAUUGGUCGAUACGACGAGUGUCCACAUAUCAUGAAGCAAGCGCAGGAAAACCUUGCAGAUGAGAAGGGAAGAUAUUGGAUUGUGGGACUUGGCUCAUACUGGUAUGACUAUAUCGUGACCGUGCUAGGAAGUGAGGGGAGAAACCCAGUGAUUUUGUCUUCAUAG
Molecule: messenger RNA, 3324 nt
Organism: Aspergillus uvarum CBS 121591
Lineage: Eukaryota; Fungi; Ascomycota; Eurotiomycetes; Eurotiales; Aspergillaceae
Product: LipA and NB-ARC domain protein
Exons: 9
Coding region: 55-3324 (1089 amino acids)
Molecular function (GO): protein binding
Source: RefSeq, a predicted model, not a curated record